GUUCCUUCUUCAGUGCAGCUUCCUUCUACCUUAAGUACACAAAGUGCUUCUCAGAGUUCGGCCCACCCGGCCAGCAAGCCCAUGGGUAACAACUUCAGUGCUACUCUGCCCUUUGGGCCCUUUAGUACGUUGUUUGAGAACAGCCCUACGUCCGCUCACGCCUUCUGGGGUGGGUCCGUCGUUUCAUCUCAGACCACGCCGGAGUCCAUGCUGUCAGCAAAGUCUUCGUUUUUGCCAAACUCAGAUCCUCUGCAUCAGUCUGACACUUCCAAAGCCCCAGGGUUCAGGCCGCCGUUACAGAGGCCAGCUCCGAGUCCCUCAGGUAUUGUCAGUAUGGAUUCUCCCUAUGCUUCUGUAACACCUUCUUCAACCCACCUGGGGAAUUUUGCCUCCAACCUUUCUGGAGGGCAGAUCUACGCACCUGGGACCCCUCUUGGCGGAGCUCCUGCAGCUGCUAAUUUUAACAGACAGCAUUUUUCCCCUCUUAGUUUGUUGCCUCCAUGUUCAUCAGCAUCAAAUGAGUCUCCUGCGCAGUCGGUGUCUUCUGGAGUCAGAGCCCCCUCUCCCACCCCCUCAGCAGUGUCCUUGGGGUCAGAAAAGCCCAGCAAUGUUUCUCAGGACAGAAAAGUUCCUGUUCCCAUCGGAACCGAACGCUCUGCACGCAUCAGGCAAACUGGAACGUCUACUCCUUCUGUCAUUGGCAGCAACUUGGCUGCUCCAGUGGGACACAGUGGGAUCUGGUCCUUCGAAGGUAUAGGUGGCAGUCAAGAUAAAGUGGACUGGUGUCACAGCGGGAUGGGGAGCCACAUGAUCCACAGGCCCAUGUCCGACCCGGGCGUGUUCUCGCACCAAGCCAUGGAGAGAGACAGCACGGGGAUCGUCGCGCCCUCCGGUACAUUCCACCAGCCUGUCCCUGCAGGGUACAUGGACUUCCCAAAGGUCGGGGGAAUGCCUUUCUCCGUGUAUGGGAACGCCAUGAUCCCUCCUGUAGCUCCCAUCACCGAUGGUACUGGAGGCCCCAUCUUCAACGGGCCUCAUGCUGCUGACCCAUCCUGGAACUCCCUGAUAAAGAUGGUCUCAAACUCCACAGAAAACAACGGGCCCCAGACGGUGUGGACUGGAACUUGGACACCUCACAUGAACAGUGUGCAUAUGAACCAACUGGGCUGAGUGGGAUCAACGUGCUGAGCCUUGAGAUUCCUUGUUUUGCAGAGGAAACCACAAGUGGCAGAAACAGUUUAUGUGCUCCCAGAUCAUUCUACUGAUGUGCUUGACUGAAGUGUGUAGGCUUUUUGCAGAAGAACUUACUAACUGACCUUUUUCUGUGAACAUUGUGACCGCCCAUUCCCCACCAUCAUACGUUUCGACUUAGUUAGCAUUUUCUUCUUUCCUUUCCUCCUCUUUUCUGUUUUUUUUUCUUUCUUUUUUUUUUUGACAUAACUUUCUGUUGAAGCUGUUCUUUGGCUGGUUGGUUUUAGUACUGUAAACUGCUUCUGAGCAAACACAGAAAUUUAGCAAAAUUAUGUAAACUUGAUCCGAAGUUUUAGAAUGGCAAAUAAAUGUACAAUUGUUUACAUAACAAAUGGCUAAGCAGAAAGUAAAUUUCAAUAUGUCAGUUAUAGAGGCUCUACUUUAUGUAGACUUAAAUUAAUGUGAGAUAUGUACCUUCAUAUUCAGAAAUCUGGAUGUUUCCUUCAUACAUUAAACUAUUAAUAAGCAUAA
Molecule: messenger RNA, 1722 nt
Organism: Acanthisitta chloris (rifleman)
Lineage: Eukaryota; Metazoa; Chordata; Aves; Passeriformes; Acanthisittidae
Product: ankyrin repeat domain-containing protein 17-like
Exons: 6
Biological process (GO): innate immune response
Cellular component (GO): cytoplasm
Source: RefSeq, a predicted model, not a curated record